Lentinula edodes (shiitake mushroom) is the source of this 666-nucleotide messenger RNA. RefSeq lists its product as uncharacterized. Lineage: Eukaryota; Fungi; Basidiomycota; Agaricomycetes; Agaricales; Omphalotaceae. Bases 1 to 666 code for a protein of 221 amino acids. The transcript is spliced from 6 exons. The record is from RefSeq and is a predicted model, not a curated record.
AUGUCGUUCUGGGGGAUGAAUGUUUCUGCCGGAAUCUCGACUACGUUCAAACCCACUCGGAACUUAGUAUUGACAAAUGUUGCCAUCAAGAACUAUACGGAUGUGUUUGCCCGAACAACACUAGUUCUUGCUGUACAUGGCAAGGGUGAAUCUUUUAACAUUGCCACGAUGAGAGUAGGAGCGCUGGACCAUACUCAAAUCCUCAUUCGACUAGACAAGGAUAUCGAAUGUAGUCUGCACCUAGAAGGUCCAAAUCAACUCUCUGUGCUUGGACAUUUUGUUGAUGAUGUUCCCUCCAUUCUCGCUGCCGACCCGCGCCCAAAGACACUCAAACGCAAAUUAAUAGAAACAGGUGCAUCGGACGUUGACGCCAAACGUGUGCGUGUCAGUAUCGCGAACCCUUCGGUCGCAGGUCCUCCGAACGCAGGUCCUUUGAAUAAAGCAAGUCUCCCAAAUGUUACAGGUUUCGCGAACACCGCAGGUCCCUUGAACAUUGCAGAUCCCUCGAACAUCGCAGGUCCCUCGAACAUUGCAGGUCCCUCGAACAUUGCAGGUCCCUCGAACAUCGCAGGUCCCUCGAAUACUGCUAGUCAGUCUCCCAACAAAAAGAAGAAGGGCAAAAUCACUCAGCCGACGACUCAGGUUGCGAAUCGCAGUGCAGAUUAG